AGUUUUGACAAGAAAUCAGUUCGUUUUAGUCCCGCGAAUUUCGAAACACGUAAGUAGCCUUUUCCGAUAAACAAGCACAACUGGCCGGUAAUGUUGUCGGUGAAAAGUACAUUUCUGACCGUUGUCGGUGUCAUAAUAGCUUACGGCGCCAAUCGAUACUACGGCCAGUCUAGCGCGGUACCCAACGACGGAACGACGAUGGAGGACUACAAGAACGCGAAAUCGGUUUACGAUUUUACCGUGAAAGAUUCGCAAGGCGCCGACGUGAGCCUGGACAAGUACCGCGGCAAGGUACUGCUCAUCGUCAACAUUGCCUCCAAGUGCGGCCUCACGAAGGGCAACUAUGCUGAACUGACGGAGAUGUCGGAGAAGUACGCCGACAAGGAUUUCAAAGUACUGUCCUUCCCUUGCGAUCAGUUCGGUGGCCAGAUGCCGGAACAGGAUGGGGAGGAGAUGGUGUGCCACCUGCGUUCGGCGAAGGCAAAUGUUGGAGACGUGUUUGCUAAGAUCGAAGUCAAUGGGGAUGGUGCCGAUCCGCUCUACAAGUAUCUCAAGCAUAAGCAGGGCAGCAUACUGGGCGAUGCGAUCAAGUGGAACUUCUCCAAGUUCCUGGUCAACAAAGACGGGCAACCGGUGGACCGGUACGCGCCGACUACGUCACCGAACAGUAUCCUUAAGGAUGUUGAAAAGUUGCUGGGCUAAAGCUAUUGGCGACCGCAGCCGCAAGGACUUUGAUCCGGUCCUUUCGCAAACACUAGUCAAUAGUUUGGUUAAACUUGACAUUUUUAAAAUAUUUCUGAAAAAUCAAUCUCUGAAAUAAAUGUGUUGUUUGAAAGUCGU
Messenger RNA from Anopheles cruzii, 840 nucleotides. RefSeq lists its product as uncharacterized. Gene Ontology annotation, molecular function: glutathione peroxidase activity. The transcript has 4 exons. The record is from RefSeq and is a predicted model, not a curated record. The coding region runs from base 91 to 702 and encodes 203 amino acids. Lineage: Eukaryota; Metazoa; Arthropoda; Insecta; Diptera; Culicidae. Gene Ontology annotation, biological process: response to oxidative stress.